Messenger RNA from Gossypium arboreum, 1113 nucleotides. RefSeq lists its product as uncharacterized. The record is from RefSeq and is a predicted model, not a curated record. NCBI's taxonomy places the organism in Eukaryota, Viridiplantae, Streptophyta, Magnoliopsida, Malvales, Malvaceae. The transcript has a single exon. The coding region runs from base 305 to 985 and encodes 226 amino acids.
CGCCUUUUGCCAGAAAUCAGCAGAAAAGUGAAAGUUUAAGAUACUGACAAGCCCUGUAGAAUAAUGCCCUUCAUUCUCACUUGCAAUCUAACACUGAAAAUCUAGUUCAAAUUUAUCAAUACAUCAAUAUAUGCUCAUUGUCAUUGUCUUUUCAGCCUUUUUCAUAUCUUCAUUUCCCAGUAGGUAGUUGUAUAAUCUUUUUACUCAGCUUCAAUAGUCUAUUUGAUCUCACUUGCAUUUCUUUUUCCUCGUAAGUUGUUUCUGUCAGCUUAUAAUUACAUAUCAGAUCCCUUUUUUCUAGUCCAUGGCUACUCCUUCGUUUGAUCUCUUAAAGAACCCAGUAGUGUCAUGGAUUGUUGUUGCUCCACCUCUCGCAUUUGCAACAUUUAUUAUCUUGGGGUCCUUAUCCAUCGUCUUCACAUCAGCAGCCUUGAUUUUGUCAACCUUUCUGUUCGUAUUUUGUAAGAGGAAGCCUAAGUUAGUGGAGAAAUCAGCCAAAGAAGAGAUUCAGAAAUUGGUUCAUGGAACCUCACCUCAAAUGGAACAUAUUUUGGCAUCAAAACAACACCAUGAAGCCUUAGAAGGCGGAAGUGGUUCAUAUCAGAUUCAUGGCUACUUACUCAGAUCACCAGAUGUCUUAUCUGAAAAAGAGUCCACAACAGAAGAUUCUGGAGAGGAGUGGCCGUUUCGAGACAGCACGGAUCGAACCCCCGAUAUCUCCAAUGACGGGUCGAUAUCCGAUGAGGAUAGCCUCAUUGAAAUCUCCCUUCCUGAAGGACAUUAUGUUAGUCGCAAAGAAGAAGAGCCUGCUAAGUAUAUUAGGCAUCAGAAACUGACAGAUUCAAAGCCUGAAUGCAUUUUCCAGCAACGGAGUCUAAUGGAGCUAUUAGCAGAACUCAAUGACAUGAAUGAAGAAGACAACCUGAUUGAGAUUGACAUCUCCAUGGGAUCCAUCAAAUGUUCAAGUUUUGAGAUUGAAGCUUAAAAAGAUCAUCAUCUUUUGCAUACUUCCUCUAAUGUGGAUCAAGUAUUUUUUGAUCCACACAUGGAUUUGGUGUAACUUUUACAAAUUCAGAAAAUCUAAGCUGCCAGUGUGCCACAUUUAAGUUCUAA